AUGGGGCCCCCGGGCAAUAGGGGCUCAUGGGGCCCCUGUGUCUUUUCCCAAACUCAAAAAAGCCUAUGAAAAAGGUACAAGGAAUAUCUACAAAACCUGCACCGUUUAGGAAAUAUUCAGUGUUUCUGCAGCUGGUGAUGUCAUGGUGCAUAGGCUAUGAAAGGACGGCACCAGGGGCAGACUGACAACUCAUGGGGCCCUCGGGCAAUAGGGGAUCAUGCGGCCCCUGUAUCCUUGCUCAAACUCAAAAAAGCCUAUGAAAAAGGUACCAGGGGCAUCUCAUGGGGCCCCCUACUGACCCCGGGCCCUCAGGCAGUGCCCAAGUUUCCAAAUGGUCAGUCCGCCCCUGGACGGCAUACUUAU
Molecule: messenger RNA, 363 nt
Organism: Staurois parvus
Lineage: Eukaryota; Metazoa; Chordata; Amphibia; Anura; Ranidae
Source: the annotation of a GenBank genome assembly